Penicillium macrosclerotiorum is the source of this 234-nucleotide messenger RNA. RefSeq lists its product as uncharacterized. Bases 1 to 234 code for a protein of 77 amino acids. The transcript has a single exon. The record is from RefSeq and is a predicted model, not a curated record. NCBI's taxonomy places the organism in Eukaryota, Fungi, Ascomycota, Eurotiomycetes, Eurotiales, Aspergillaceae.
AUGCAAGCCCCUUGGCUAGGUGGAGCCUAUAAGCCGUGCGUCAUGCAGAUGGUCUUCCAUCGGCGACCAGUCACAAUCGCGCGAGUUCGCAGGCGAACUCAGAUGCCAAGCCGCGGCAUCUCGAAGUUUCGCCCCAGAGACGUGCACUUCACCCGAAAGCUCCAGACCACCGCCAUUACCAAGCAACAUGGGCUCGACCAACUUCGCUUCAAGCAACCCUCGCCCGCUGAAUAA